Molecule: messenger RNA, 1034 nt
Organism: Nestor notabilis (Kea)
Lineage: Eukaryota; Metazoa; Chordata; Aves; Psittaciformes; Psittacidae
Gene: ABHD12B
Product: abhydrolase domain containing 12B
Exons: 12
Biological process (GO): phosphatidylserine catabolic process; monoacylglycerol catabolic process
Cellular component (GO): endoplasmic reticulum membrane
Molecular function (GO): monoacylglycerol lipase activity; phosphatidylcholine lysophospholipase A1 activity
Source: RefSeq, a predicted model, not a curated record
CCUGUGAGGUGGGAAGGGAUGUGCUAACAAGGUGCCUUCCUUGCAGGGGCUGGCUGCGCUGGUGUCCCCGGCUGCGCACUGUCCUCCUGGUCCCACUUCUCAUCUACAUCUCUGUGCCCAUCCUCAUCCACCUCUUCCCUGUCCUGCUCACCAAAUUUGUCUACCUGAACUUCCUGGCUUUUCCUUUCUUCGUUGACUUUCGUCAGCCGGAGCUGCUGCUGAACAACACCAUCAACCUGUACCUCAUGACUGAGCCGGGUGUGAUGGUUGGCAUCUGGCACACGGUGCCAGGCAGCAGAGGAGCUGAGGCGAGGGGCAAGGACCAGCACUGGUACGAGGAAGCACUUGGUGAUGAUCACCCCGUGAUCAUCUACCUGCACGGCAAUGGGGGGACCAGAGCUGCAAGACACCGCAUCCAGUUCUUGAAGACAAUGGGUGCUGCUGGCUUCCACAUCCUGGCUCUCGACUACAGAGGCUACGGGGACUCCAGUGGGCACCCCACAGAGAACGGCUUCACCACGGAUGUCCUGGCACUCUAUGACUGGGCCAAAGCACGAAGCGGGAACAGCAUCAUUCUCUUCUGGGGACACUCAUUGGGAACAGGGAUUGCCACAAACGCAGCAAGGAAACUGCAGGAGGAGCGAGGAGUCGAGGUUGAUGCCAUUGUCCUGGAAUCGCCCUACACCAACAUCCGCGAGGCAGCUGCCCACAUCCCCAUCACCAAGAUCUACCGCCAGUUCCCAGGUUUUGAGUACCUCAUCCUGGACUCGCUCGCUCUGGGUGACAUGUUCUUCCGCAGUGACGAGAAUGUGCAGGUGCUGUCCUGCCCGCUCCUCAUCCUGCACGCAGAAGAUGAUGCCAUCCUGCCUCCACACCUGGGACACAAGCUCUUUGAGACAGCACGCAGCGCCUACAAGGACAAAACCAAGGUGAAGUUCAUUACCUUUCCCAAAAAGCUGGGCCUGGGCCAUGACUAUAUUGCGUUCAACCCAGAGCUGCCUGCCUUGGUGAAAGACUUCUUGAACAUUAAGUGA